Rotaria sp. Silwood2 is the source of this 771-nucleotide messenger RNA. Lineage: Eukaryota; Metazoa; Rotifera; Eurotatoria; Philodinida; Philodinidae. The record is from the annotation of a GenBank genome assembly.
AUGUCAUCUUCUUCUCGAAUAUCAACAUUAGUAGAAAGUGAAUCAUUACUUUUGAAUACAAUUAAACGAGCCUAUAAUGAAUAUGAAUAUCGUGAAAUAUCAUUAGAAAAACUUCAAAUAUUAAGUGAAAAAUUUUAUCAAAUAUGGAUGAGACCACAAAUAAUGUCAAAUAUAAUUAAUCGAAAUAAUGAAGGUUAUCUUGUAGUUGAAUAUCUUGAACAAUUAUUAUUAAAUGAUAAAAUGAAUGAUAAUUUUUUUAUUUUAAUUAUAAAUACAUUAAUUAAAAAUCAAAAUUUUUAUCAUUCAUUUUUAAAUGAUCAUAAAAGAUUUAAACAAUUAUUCAAUUUAUCUAUACGAAAACCUGUCUAUUUAAUGCGAUAUAUUGAACUUUUAUAUUAUUAUUGUCCGUUAAAUUUUAUUUCUAAUAUUGGUUUAGAAUUUUAUCGUUUUGUUGUUGAUACUUAUUUUAUUAAAUAUUUACGUCAAAUACCAUAUGAUAUUGAUUGGCUUGCAGCUUUUUCUACUUUACUUUAUCAAUUCUAUGAAAAUACAACUAAAAAUCUUUUAUCAACAGAAUUUAUUUUUACUAAUCAAAAAGAUGCUAUUGAUUAUUCAAUUUAUGUUAUUGAUACACUUCUUCAUCAUCAUUUAAAAAUUAAACUUACUAAAGAUCUUAUUUAUGACUUGAAAUUGAUUAAUAUAAUUAUCAAAACGAUUACUGUUGUUUGGAAACAAAAUCCAUCAACAGAAAAUUCUACACAAGAAAAGUAA